AACAAAGCGGUUGUCAAAACAACGUCAUCAGUUUCCAAGACAAAACUUUUCGUAAAGGAAAUUUUCCCGUUCUUUCUGCACAACUGUUAAGAACUUCUCCAAGGGAUCAAGUUAUUCUGGUAGUUUUGUGCCGUGAACAACCUAUUCCGCAUAUAAGUUAAAAUGUCUCAAGAGGUAGAGGAAACUUUGAAACGGAUCCAAUCGCACAAGGGAGUCGUAGGAACGAUUGUGGUCAACAAUGAAGGCAUUCCGGUGAAAAGCACCCUAGAUAACACGACCACCGUCCAGUACGCAGGCCUGAUGAGUCAGCUAUCGGAUAAGGCUCGCAGUGUGGUGCGUGAUUUGGACCCUUCGAACGAUUUAACCUUCCUGCGGGUGCGUUCCAAAAAGCACGAGAUUAUGGUCGCUCCCGAUAAAGACUUUCUACUGAUUGUUAUUCAAAACCCAACAGAUUAAAACUAUAUCUUUCUUUGGUCGUCGGAAUGGUCGUCAUCAUAGUGAGUACGAUAUUUUAUUUGUCAUUUAUUUUUAAUAGAAUAAAUCGAUUAAAACUGGUAUUUAUUAACUACAUUGGUGUAACAAGUUAAAAGUCUAUAAUACAAUGAUAAAAUGUUUUUGGAAACUGCUAUAAUACAUUAAAAAGAAACAAGAUGAAACAUAUUUGCAA
Messenger RNA from Wyeomyia smithii (pitcher-plant mosquito), 667 nucleotides. RefSeq names its product dynein light chain roadblock-type 2 (gene robl). Gene Ontology annotation, cellular component: centrosome; cytoplasm; cytoplasmic dynein complex. Bases 163 to 456 code for a protein of 97 amino acids. Gene Ontology annotation, biological process: microtubule-based movement. The record is from RefSeq and is a predicted model, not a curated record. Gene Ontology annotation, molecular function: dynein intermediate chain binding. NCBI's taxonomy places the organism in Eukaryota, Metazoa, Arthropoda, Insecta, Diptera, Culicidae. The transcript has 3 exons.